Molecule: messenger RNA, 1428 nt
Organism: Manis pentadactyla (Chinese pangolin)
Lineage: Eukaryota; Metazoa; Chordata; Mammalia; Pholidota; Manidae
Gene: ASIP
Product: agouti signaling protein
Exons: 5
Coding region: 692-1093 (133 amino acids)
Biological process (GO): positive regulation of melanin biosynthetic process; melanosome organization; hormone-mediated signaling pathway
Cellular component (GO): extracellular region
Molecular function (GO): neuropeptide hormone activity; melanocortin receptor binding
Source: RefSeq, a predicted model, not a curated record
CGUCUGAAGACGCGUGAACGAAGUUUGGGUUUCGCAGGUGGCUAUUCUUACCUCUUCUCGGAGCUGAUCAAGGCCAUUUCACCUGGGUUAGGGUGGUGGGUACGACACUCAGUAAUAUGAACACGUGAGGCUUCAGUUUCCCCGCUACUACCUCCACCUUGCUCCCUUGGAGUAUUCUAAUGUUUGAGGAACUCGAAUUUAGAGCGAGAGACGCGCACUUCACUAAGGAGUUUCACUUUAUGAGAAAUUUAACCUAACACGCUGUGUAGACUGAGGAGAGAAGACAUUCCCUGAGGAGAAACGGAUUAGCGAGGAGAGAGUCAGGAAGCCUCAAAAUACUGGUUUGUGAAGUCUCUGCUUGAACGCUGUGGAUGCAUCAUGCAAUUCCCCUUGAGGGAUGACUGUAACAGCUACCCUUUAGGGGGCUUUCGAUAUUGUCAAAUAGCCUCCAGCCAAAGACCAACGCGAACAUCACUACAGUUUAACAAAGUUGGGCUUGCCGUCUCCUUUCAAAGAGGGAGGCACACCAUAAGAACAGGGCAACACCUCAGGAAGAAGAUACAGAAGCCAAGUUAUGGAGUCCACAAAAAAUAGUGAGAAAUCCAGAACCAAACUAUUGGAAUCUUCACUCUAGGCCAUUCUUGAUGCUCAGCACAACCCCAGAUCUCCAGCUGCUCAACAGCCUCCAGAGAUGGAUGUCACCCGCCUGCUCCUGGCCACCCUGCCGGUCUGUCUGUGCUUCCUCACUGCCUACAGCCACCUGGUACCUGAGGAAAAGCCCAGAGAUGACAGGAGCCUGAUGAGCAACUCCUCCGUGAACCUGCUGGGUUCCCCAUGUGUCUAUAUUGUGGCACUGAACAAGAAAUCCAAAAACAUCAGCAGAAAAGAGGCAGAACAGAAGAAGAGAUUUUCCAAGAAACAGUCUCCGAUGAAGAAGGUGGCUCGACCCCGGCCCCCGCCGCCCACCCCCUGCGUAGCCACCCACAAGAGCUGCUGGCCACCGUCACCCGCCUGCUGCGACCCGUGCGCCUCCUGCCAGUGCCGCUUCUUCCGCAGCGCCUGCUCCUGCCGCGUGCUCAGCCGCACUUGCUGAGCUUCCUGCCUCCCGGCUCCCCGGGGACCCUAGGGGCCCUUUCCUGGCGGGUGAUCUCUAGGAGGUAUGGCUAGGAAGUCUUAGGAAGGACUGAGCGCGGGCGCGGCUGCUGAGGUUGGGCCGGAGCUUUCCAGAGGCACGAUUUCAGGGAGACUUGGCUUGGUCUUGGCUGACAAUCAAAUAUAUGUAGGCUGCGCGAAAGUGUGUGGCUCUUUCUCUGACGUCCCGCGGACUGCGCACGCGCUGUCUUCUGGGCCUGGGGAAACUGGAUUACCCGCUUUAGGAGCUGCACUCCUGUUAAGCGUUUCUCCGCUGGAGACAAUGCUGCCCCCUAA